This is a messenger RNA of Endocarpon pusillum Z07020, 1545 nucleotides long. RefSeq lists its product as uncharacterized. The transcript has a single exon. The record is from RefSeq and is a predicted model, not a curated record. NCBI's taxonomy places the organism in Eukaryota, Fungi, Ascomycota, Eurotiomycetes, Verrucariales, Verrucariaceae. The coding region runs from base 1 to 1545 and encodes 514 amino acids.
AUGCCGCUUCGCGAGACCGACCCAGAUUUCGAGAGUGAGCUCUUCGAAAAGGUCAAGGCAGCGUUAAACGCAAAGUUCGGGGUUUCCGAAUAUGAUCUCCCGCUGCCGCUCCUCCUCGUCGAUGAAUAUGCGGAGAAGCCACUGCCGUGCCAUGAACCUGCCGAGGAGACCAUCGCCAUCAGCGCCCACAUAUCGGUGCGCAUCCGUGCCUUUUACGAGCAGAUUGCCGCCGCCUAUAACGGGAUGGAGGAUCCGCCAGCCAGCAUCGGCAUCAAGCUCGAAAUCCAGCCGCAGAACUUUGACCCAGCGGAGCCAGCAUGCCACCAUCGCAGGUAUCACUCGCGCCGCCUGCAGCUGCACGACCCCGAGACACUGCCAGAUCUGCCUUUUGUGAGCAGCCUGGCCAUCAGGUCAAGGUCGUACGGCUCUGACGCCGAAAACGCGACAGACAUACGCCCUCUGUCGCCCCUCGUGCCGCUGCAGUGCCUCGUCCACCUGCCGGCUGUCCAAGAGUGGAAUGCCCCCUGGUUGUGGGAGCGGCCCAUGCCCGCCUGCAUGCCGAGUAGGGUGAUGCGCGAGCACUACACCUGGCCGUGGGAGGGCCCCCUGCGAGACGCCCGCCACGAGUUCGGCGCCGCCAUCAUGGACCAGGAGAAGCACCUCUGCGGGAAAGGAAUCCCCGCCAGUCUGACCAGGGCCGCACUGCACUUCUGGCCUUUCUUCUCGUGCCCCAGGCAUGACCAGUCCGUGGCCCGACCGAACCUGAUCCAUCCCGCGGAUAAAGACCCGGUGUCUGUCGGCCUGUGCAAGCUCGGUGCGCAGCUAAGCCUGUUCGACGUGCGUGCUGUGGUCACUUCAGACCUGUUCCCCAGUCCCGAGGCAUCAAUCGACCAGCAGUGGUCACAGAUGCGGCGAUUCCGGCUCGAGUUCCAUUCCCUCCGUCCAGACGGGCGGUGGUACUUUGUCGGCCCCGGUGGCGAGGAUCCGCACGACUCUGAACAAGGAGGGUACAAGAUCUCAGACACAGAACACUACCCCCGCGAAACCGACACGGAGGAGGACAUGGACCUCGACGCCGAGUACGGCGACAACCCGGACGACGAGUACGAUCACGAUCUAGACAUGUUCCGCACCGAGCCCUGCAGGGAGCGGAUCGAGCCCCUGCUUGCGGCGUUUGCGAAGUCUCUGACUCGCGACAAUAUGCCGCGCCUCGAGGACGCCGAGAUUUUCACGCACCUGUGGUGGGACCCUUCAGACGACAGAGAAGUGGAGGAAUAUGGUCUGCCGAUGAGAAAGGGCCACAGAUGGGGUGUCAAGUUCAUUGCUGGGCGUGGUAGUAAGAAGCAGGAGGACGGCGAUGCUGCUGCCGCGGCACCAACACCACCGGUGGUGCAGUGGCAGGUUGGCGACUGGAGACCCAGCGAGGAGGUCAUGAGUUUGUUCGAAAGCCUAGGACGGCAGGAGUGGCUCGAUCUCGAGUGGGACAGGUAUAGAUCUACGGCGGGGCACGACUUGCUGGGAAACAGCGAGUCUACACCCAUAUAG